This is a messenger RNA of Nymphaea colorata (pocket water lily), 1705 nucleotides long. RefSeq names its product NAC domain-containing protein 105-like. The transcript is spliced from 4 exons. NCBI's taxonomy places the organism in Eukaryota, Viridiplantae, Streptophyta, Magnoliopsida, Nymphaeales, Nymphaeaceae. The coding region runs from base 366 to 1349 and encodes 327 amino acids. Gene Ontology annotation, molecular function: DNA binding. The record is from RefSeq and is a predicted model, not a curated record. Gene Ontology annotation, biological process: regulation of DNA-templated transcription.
UUAUCCUCCUUUGCUUUCUUCUCCGACUCUCUCAUUAUAAAUAUGUUUUUGGCUUCUGCCUCUAUCUGAUGAGUUAUCUAUCUGUCUCUGGUUGCUUGCUUCCAUUGCAUGCCACGAUACCUCUUGUUUCUCUCUCCCUCUCUCUCUCUCUCGGAGCCAUCACUUUCUGUAGCCAUCCUUGCUCAGUAGCCGCCGAUCCGUCACUUCAUAUAUCUCGACUUCCUCUCCCUCCUUCUCCUCCAAGGGCGAAGUGCAGAGGAGACUCUGUGCUUUGAGUUUGGGACUCCGCAUAUUCUCCGAAGUUGGCAGAGAAUUUUCCGUCCUCUCCUGCUAUUCUUUGUUGGUUCUCAAGGGGCCAGGUGAAAAUGGAAGGGGAGUCGUGCAUCCCACCAGGGUUCAGGUUCCAUCCCACGGAAGAAGAGUUGGUGGGGUACUACCUAGCCAGGAAAGUUGCAGAUCUAAAGAUCGAUCUCGACGUCAUCACCGACGUCGAUCUCUACAGGAUCGAGCCAUGGGAUCUCCAAGAUAAAUGCAAGCUUGGAUACGAGGAACAGACAGAGUGGUAUUUCUUUAGCCACAAGGACAAGAAGUAUCCGACUGGAACGCGGACGAACCGGGCCACAGCAGCUGGUUUCUGGAAGGCAACGGGAAGGGACAAGGCAGUUUUUUCCAAGUACAAGCUCAUAGGGAUGAGGAAGACGCUGGUGUUCUACAAGGGACGCGCUCCUAAUGGCCGGAAGUCCGACUGGAUCAUGCACGAGUACAGGCUAGAGAGCCGUGAGAGUCCACAACCUCAGGAUGAAGGUUGGGUUGUGUGCCGUGCAUUUAGAAAGCCAAGCCCAUCUCAAAAGCCAAACUCAUCAACCUGGAACCAUGGAGUCUUCCCCUCCUUCAUGAACCAGGCUAGAGCAUAUCAACUUUCACUAUCAGGCCUCGAUGAUCCUGAACCCAUCCACAGCUCCUCUGCCUUCGGCUGCAACAUAGACGAUCUCGUCGUAUCUUCUAAACUUCACACAGCAGAGAGCCAGUUCCUUCAUCUUCCCCAACUGGAGAGCCCUUCGGUGCUCCUUCCGAGCCAACUCUACAAGGAAGCGAGCUGCCAUUCGUCUUAUGAUUCACCAAGCACCGAAGGGAAUGAAGCAAAUGGGUAUCACUGCUUUGACAACAGUGAGGGGCAUCUUGCUCCUUGGGCAUCCAUGGACGGCCAUGGCGCGUCUCAGCACAGUGAGACUACCUCAGAUUCCAACUGCUACAACGUUCCCUUGUUUCACUUGGAGAAGCAGGCGGGAGAGCAGUACCAACCACAGUUUUUUCCUCAUGAUUCGUUCCCCAACCCUCGGAGCCUCUAACUGCUGGGGAUUGUUUGGAUUUCUACUAAAGUGACGGAGAGAAGGUGGCGUGGAUGGUUUCGUGGGUUCAUAAGGAUCCGUUCAUCUCUGUUGAAAGAAGACAACAGAGAAGGCAAUGAUCUUCAGGCCUCAGCUGCCAUCUUCCACUUUCUCUUUCUUUUUUUUCUUUUUUUUUCCUUUUCCUUAUCAAUUUUCGUGUCUGUAGUCCUAACAAGAAGAAGGGAAUGAUGAUAAUAACUCCACGAACAUUUGGUCAUACUUCCGCUGUUUUAAGGAAGUGCUAAUGACUCUGUUGCAUGGAAAAUGCGUGUGGAACAUAACGAUGUAAACUAUUCAUAUGCUUUCUGUUUUUGUUU